AUGGAUUAAAAAUAAUACAGAGAAUAAUUGAUGUCUAAUAAUGUAAGUCUUACCUUUUAAAGACUUCUCCAAGAGAAAAUAGGUGGAGAAGAAAUAGUGAUUACAACAAAAUGUUAAUUUUCCAAGGUUGCUGUAGAUAUACCAAUAAGACAUUCUCCUAUGAAUUAUCUUCAUUGCUUAUUUGACAUAGAAUGUUGGUUAGAGCAUUACAAACAAAAUCAAGCUAAAGUUGAUCCAACGUAUAAUAUUUAUUGUAUUAAUAGAGGAUUUACUUGCCCAGGAUGCAAAAGAUAUACUAAUUUUAAGGAUUAUGGAGUAGAUUUUAAUUUUUUUCACAUCUUAGAAGAACUGAAACUCUUUAAAGAAAGGAAUAAGUUACUUCAAUUAAAUGAUUAAUAAUUAAUCUAUCAUCCCAGCAAGAAUAUCUAUUAUGUUGAAACAAAAGUAAAUAAUAAGUCAAGUACUAAAAUAAAAAGGCUGCCUGAGAGAUAUCCACUACCAGGUUGUGUUCCAAUCUUUGGUGUAUCAAGAAGAUAGGAAUAUAUUAAUAAUUAGCAUACAAGUGAAAAUUAAAAAAGAAUACUUGAUGAUAUGAGUUAAACAAUUGUCAAAUUAUAACAACUUUUAUAGAGUAAACUUUAUAAGGUGUUCAAAAAGAAUUAAAAUAUCUCUUUUAAGAUUUUAUAAGAUAAAGUUGCUACAUAAAAACAAAAUAUUAAAUAAGAAUUUGCAAAAUCUUUGAAAAUAAUUUAAUUAGGAAGUAAAUCAUUAAAAGAUGAUUAUGUUUUUGCUUUAAAAAAGAUUUAUUCUAAUAGUUCAAUUUAUUCUAUUGUAUUAAAUUUAUCAUUAUUUUAUUAGUUAAUUGUUUAUUUUAUUCAAUAUGGUAUUUGGUAUGAAUAUCAACUCAUAUUAAAUGGUCAGCCUUAUGUUUAAUUAGAGCAAGCUUUAUAUAUAAAGGGAGAAGGUGAUGAUUAAAAGAAUAUUAUUUAUAUAAUAGGUGGUUAAAAAGAAGAUAGAUUCUGUCAAUCUAAUUAAUGUUUAUAACUCACAUUUCCAAAAAAUCCAUUUUAAUCAAUUGAAGAAUAAGUUUAAAUAAAAUCAUUACCUAAUUAUCCAGUAGAGGGAUAUCAUUUUAUGGGAACAAGUUACAAAGGGUAAUUAUCUAUAUUUAUAUUUAGAAAUCUAUAUGUAUUUUAUGGAUAAAGACAAUAUAAAAAUAGUGACAAUUAAAUUAAAUAUCAACUAUUAAAUUCUUAAUAUAUUCUAAGAAAGAAUGGAUAAAAAUGGGAAUAAAUGAGAAACAAUUUAGUUGAAAGAUUAGAUGGUAGUUACUUUACAAUAAAUCAUUAAUAAUUCGAUAAAUUGAUUGUUUUUUUAGGAGGCAUAACAAAAGAUCCUGAUGGUCUAGCUAAUUAUAGAUGUGUAUAAUAAAAUUCAGGAUAAAUCUAUAUAUGCAAAGAUGAAAAGUUUUUGGGAGCUACUAAAUAAGAAUUCUCAAUAUCAUUUACAGGAGAGGAUGCAUAUCAGAAAAAUAUAUUGGGUUCUCCAAUUUUCAGUUGUCCUUAUUAUGGAAAUAAUCAAUUAAUUUUAUCAGGUGAAUGCUUAAAAUAUAUGAAUAAUUAAUAAAGAGAAAUUUAUACAUUUGAUUGGGCAAGCGCAGUAAUAAAGUUAAAUGAAUUAUUCUCAUUAGAACCUCCUGAAUAAAUCUUUACUUCAUAUAGAAGAAAAACUGUUGGUUAUGAAAUAUUUUCUCCUGUCUAAGAUCCUUAAGGUGGAAUAGCUUAUGGAUAUUUUUUUGUUAUUCAUUAAUAUGAAGUUGAAUAAAAUUAAAAUGAUAAACAACCAAAAGUUAUGACUUAAUUGCUAAAAAUAAAUUUGACAAAUGGAUUAUGUAGUCAUUUAUUAUUAUUAUAGUUUUCACAAUUCCAUAUUAAGAAUCUAAUGCUUCAAGAGAGUUUGCAAAAUAGAAUUUAUAAAAAUUACUUGAUAAACCCAAUUAAUACCUUUGA
This is a messenger RNA of Paramecium primaurelia, 2009 nucleotides long. The record is from the annotation of a GenBank genome assembly. NCBI's taxonomy places the organism in Eukaryota, Ciliophora, Oligohymenophorea, Peniculida, Parameciidae.